AUGCCCACCGACCGUGUAUGCGUCAUGAAAGCAGGUGCCUUCCAGGCUGUCGAAUUCCGAAGUUCUAGCCAGGGUUUCAUUUACCUAGGUAAAUGGCAGCUGCGUCAUACCUACACCCCGCAAUGGCUUGAGAAUUGUUGUUGCCAGAGAACUAAGCAUUCAGAAAAUGGAAUCUUGCUACCUAAGGUAUUUACAAAGAACCUCUUGUCGAACAUCCCUCCAGAAAAGGACAGAUCAUCAACUUAUUGGUGGAUGAGGGCUCUUAUCGCUCUCGAGAAUCUGGCAACAAGCCAGCAGUCACCGACACUUGGACUCUGCCUGAGUCACAUAAUUGGCUGUCGUUUGAUUUCCAGCGGUCGGAGACAUGACCAGGAAGAAACCAGUGCAGCGGCUUAUCGUCAUGAGGCUCAUGAGUACUCCUAA
Molecule: messenger RNA, 423 nt
Organism: Aspergillus oryzae RIB40
Lineage: Eukaryota; Fungi; Ascomycota; Eurotiomycetes; Eurotiales; Aspergillaceae
Exons: 5
Coding region: 1-423 (140 amino acids)
Source: RefSeq, a predicted model, not a curated record